GAUUUCUAAACAUCUAUUUGUCGUCACUUAUGUAAUUUAAUUUUUUCGUGUCUUUUUUUUGUUUAUAACUUUUAAAUAGUUACAAAAAUCUCAUCAAAAAAUAAAUUAAAUGACUUUUUUUUAAAUUGUUAAUUUGAUUCAUGUUAGUGAGUUCUUUUUCGGUUCGUGAAACUUAUACAGAUUAGAUACAGUCCAAUCCCUUAAGAAGUAGUUAUUAAGUGCCUUAUGAAAUGGGAGAACAUUUGUUAAACACAGUAAACUGUCAUGUCUUUCAUGUUGAUCCAUGCACAAAAAAGGAGUGGUUGCCAAGUAGCACUCAACUUGUUGACGUCUGCUUCUACCAUGAUGUCCCCAGAAAUAUUUUUAGGAUUAUCUCUAUUGAAAAUAAUAAAGUUCUCAUAAAUAGUACAGUACAUCCAGAGACGACAUUUAUCAAAAGUUCUCAUAAGUUUGGGCAGUGGACUGAUUUUUAUUCAAAAUGUAUUUAUGGUGUGGGCUUCGAUGAGGAAGUUGAUCUCAAUAAGUUUAUAGAAUAUUUUGAUGAAGUGAAGAAGCAGGCAGCCCAGGAUAUCUUCACAAACAGUCUUGUGUUACUUAAAGAAAUGCAAUCAAAUGAUUCUUCAGUGGAACAAAUGAGAUACGAGAAUGAUCGAUUGAAGAUUGCUCUGGCUCAGAGUUGUUGCAAUGCCAAAAAAUGGACAGUCGAACUGCAGAUGCUACGAAACACGAACCGCCGAUUGAAGUCUGCUGUCGAGGAGAGCAUCGCCAAUGUUGAAAAGUGGAAUCAGCACAUGAUCACUCUGAAAGAGGAAAAUGCCCAACUUAAAAAUAAGAUAUGUGAGAUGGAGAGGUGUGGUCCGACGAAAGAAAUACUCGAGCAGCAGAAUAGUGAAAUGAGAGCUAGACUGGUCGAUGCGCUAGAAAAGAUGGCUGAACUAC
Messenger RNA from Helobdella robusta, 939 nucleotides. RefSeq lists its product as hypothetical. NCBI's taxonomy places the organism in Eukaryota, Metazoa, Annelida, Clitellata, Rhynchobdellida, Glossiphoniidae. Gene Ontology annotation, cellular component: plasma membrane; cytoplasm. Gene Ontology annotation, molecular function: G protein-coupled glutamate receptor binding. The annotation marks the transcript as partial. Gene Ontology annotation, biological process: G protein-coupled glutamate receptor signaling pathway; regulation of store-operated calcium entry. The transcript is spliced from 7 exons. The record is from RefSeq and is a predicted model, not a curated record.